AUGACUUAUAAUAUCAUAUAUUCUGAAUCAUUAAUUGUUUACCAAAAUAUCAAGAUAUACAUAAAAAUCAGAAAUUAGUAAAAAAAUAAAAAUGUCUCAUAAUCACAGAAAAAACAAAAUUAAAAAAAAUAGUAUGAUUUCAUUAUGAAAUUAGUUUAUUAGGUGCAGAAGGAGUAAUAAAAAAUAAAUAUCAAUGAGGAUAACAAGUUUAUAAUAUAAAGAAAAACAAACAUCAACUAUUGGAAAAGAUUUAAAAUUUAAAUUUAUCAAACUAGGUAAUAAUAUUAUGAAAUUCUAAGUAUGGGAUACUGCUAGUUAUUCUUUAUAUCGUUAAAAUAAUGUUUAAUACAGAGGAGCUACUGUUACUUUAAUGCUUUAACGAUUUAUAAAACUUUGAGAGCGUUGAGAAUGGAUAUAAAAAAUAACAUUCGUAAAUAAAGAUAGUCAAAUUGUAAGGUUUAUUGUUGA
This is a messenger RNA of Tetrahymena thermophila SB210, 468 nucleotides long. RefSeq lists its product as hypothetical. The transcript has a single exon. The record is from RefSeq and is a predicted model, not a curated record. Lineage: Eukaryota; Ciliophora; Oligohymenophorea; Hymenostomatida; Tetrahymenidae.